AUUUGUGGACUCUUCCAACACCACUGGAUAACUGCAACAGAAUCUCAUGAUUAAAGCUAGACCACCAGUGGGACAAAUGUCUUCAGUGGUUGCACCUGCUAAAGAAACCAAUGCAAUGGGACCUAAAGAUGUUGAACUUAUACUUGUAAAGGAACAAAAUGGAGUCCAGUUCACUAACUCAACACUGGUUAAUCCAUCCCAGACCAAUACGGAAAAUGAAGAGAGAGAGACCUGGAGUAAGAAGAUCGAUUUCCUUCUUUCUGUUAUUGGGUUUGCAGUGGACUUAGCUAAUGUUUGGAGGUUUCCAUACCUGUGUUACAAAAAUGGGGGAGGUGCUUUCUUGGUACCAUAUUUGUUUUUCAUGAUUAUUGCUGGCAUGCCUCUUUUCUAUAUGGAGUUGGCUAUUGGACAGUUUAAUCGAGAGGGAGCUGCUGGAGUGUGGAAGAUAUGCCCUAUAUUCAAAGGUGUUGGCUUUACAGUCAUUCUGAUAUCAUUAUAUGUGGGAUUUUUUUACAACGUGAUCAUUGCUUGGGCUUUGUAUUAUCUUUUCUCCUCAUUUACAUCAGAGCUUCCAUGGAUUCACUGCAACAAUUCAUGGAAUAGUCCCAACUGUUCUGAGACAAAAUAUGAUUUCAAUGGCUCAGGCUACUCUUCUUUCAAUGACACUUCCAAGGUCACUCCAGCGGCAGAAUACUUUGAACGAGGUGUUCUGCAUCUUCAUGAAAGCCAAGGAAUCCAUGAUUUAGGACUUCCACGCUGGAAGCUGACAUCUUGCCUGAUUAUUGUGAUUGUAUUCCUUUAUUUCAGUCUAUGGAAAGGGGUGAAAACUUCGGGGAAGGUAGUAUGGAUUACAGCGACGAUGCCUUAUGUUGUCCUGACCGCAUUGCUGCUUCGUGGUAUAACACUUCCCGGUGCCAUUGAUGGCAUCAAAGCUUACUUAAGUGUUGAUUUUCUCCGUCUUUGUGAGGCAUCGGUUUGGAUUGAUGCUGCCACUCAGAUCUGCUUCUCACUCGGUGUUGGGUUUGGUGUGCUAAUUGCUUUCUCCAGUUACAAUAAGUUUUCAAACAACUGCUAUAGAGAUGCAAUUAUUACAACAUCAGUCAAUUCCCUGACAAGCUUUUUUUCUGGAUUUGUCAUCUUCUCCUUCCUUGGAUACAUGUCUCAAAAGCAUAAUGUACCUAUUGGUGAUGUUGCCAAGGAUGGGCCUGGGCUGAUAUUUAUCAUAUAUCCAGAGGCUAUUGCUACCCUUCCACUUUCUUCAGUGUGGGCUGUUAUUUUCUUUAUCAUGCUUCUCACUCUCGGAAUUGACAGUGCAAUGGGAGGAAUGGAGUCAGUAAUCACUGGCCUGAUUGAUGAAUUUAAGUUUCUGCAUAAACAUCGGGAGCUCUUUACACUCUUCGUCGUGCUGUGUACUUUCUUCAUAUCUCUCUCCUGUGUAACCAACGGAGGAAUCUAUGUUUUUACACUACUUGACCAUUUUGCUGCAGGUACAUCAAUUCUUUUUGGGGUUCUCUUUGAAGCUAUUGGAAUUGCUUGGUUUUAUGGUGUAGAUCGAUUCAGUGAUGACAUAGAGGAGAUGAUUGGAAAACGACCAGGAUUGUACUGGAGACUUUGCUGGAAGUUUGUCAGUCCCUGUUUUCUCCUGUUUGUGGUCGUUGUUAGUAUUGUUACAUAUAGAUCGCCAAAAUAUGGAAACUACACAUUCCCGGAAUGGGCAAAUGUUAUUGGCUGGUUAGUUGCCUUAUCAUCCAUGGCCUUGGUACCCAUUUAUGCCAUAUAUAAAUUUUGUAGAAUUCCUGGAUCCUUUCGUAAGAAAAUUGCAUAUUCAAUAACCCCUGAAAAAGAUUAUGAGCUGAUAGAAAGUGGAGAAGUACGACAGUUUACUCUCCAUCAUUGGCUUAGUGUAUAGGAACACUGGAAAAGUUAAUGGAAGACAUACAAGACAAACAGGAAGAAAAAGAUAAUCGUUAAUAUAUUCAGUACUUGAGUGGUGGCUUUGUUUAACACACAUUGAGAAAGAUAUUCCUAUUCCGAAUACCUUCAGAGUAUACUUGGGAAUACAAGUGUCAUGACUGCCUUCUACGGUGUUAUUCUGUUUUUUCUCUAUUUUCAAUUUUAUUUGUUAAGUUGUUGAUGGAAGCAAUCAUGUUUCCUAUUGUACAUCCUAGCACCUUAUGCCAUGGAAAAGUAUAAAUAGAACUUUUCAGUGAAAUCAACUUUAAAUGAUGCCAUUGAUGAAAACAAAUGAGCAUCUUACCAGAGGCAAAGGUAGCCAGCUAUAAAAACAUUUUUAAUGUGCAUUAUUAUGUAAUUUCUAUGUGCUAAUGACUGUUCAAAGAUAUAGAUAUACAAUGGAGAUAUAUUUUAUUUUAUCAAGGGUAUGUGAUUAUGUUUGAAUGUAAGCGUUAGUAUGCCUUAUAAAUAUUUCCAAUAGCAGUGCUACAAAAUUGCAGUGGUGAAUAAUUUGGACUAAAGAGGUGCUGUCAAAUCCAAACAAGUACCGUAUUUAUCGGCGUAUCACACGCACCCUAACUUUAAGAGGGAAGUUUCAGGAAAAAAUAUUUCCA
This is a messenger RNA of Rana temporaria (common frog), 2567 nucleotides long. It is a transcript of the gene SLC6A3, whose product is annotated as solute carrier family 6 member 3. Gene Ontology annotation, biological process: dopamine uptake involved in synaptic transmission; sodium ion transmembrane transport. Bases 47 to 1909 code for a protein of 620 amino acids. Gene Ontology annotation, molecular function: norepinephrine:sodium symporter activity; dopamine:sodium symporter activity. The transcript is spliced from 14 exons. Lineage: Eukaryota; Metazoa; Chordata; Amphibia; Anura; Ranidae. The record is from RefSeq and is a predicted model, not a curated record. Gene Ontology annotation, cellular component: presynaptic membrane; neuronal cell body membrane; neuron projection.